UUAAGAGGAGAGUAUAUCGGCAACAACAGUUACGGGUAUAGCGAUCAAGCGGAUUAACUCUGUCUUAACUACGCUAUUCGAAACAUGGGCGAUCGUAAUUACCAAGAUUGUGGCAGGGAGCCCAGGACCGACUCUUAAGAUAGGGGCCAGGACACGAGACGUGAUGAGUCGAGGGAGAGGCCACGAGGUAGGAGUAGGGACGACUACCAAGAACGCAGCGAGAGGGGCUACGGAGCGGGGGAGUACACAAGGAGAGGUCCACAGAUCCGCUUCGAAUGUGGGGAGCCCGGGCACUACAAGAACCAGUGUCGGAAGAGAAGCGAUGGAGCAAGCAGUUCAGCACACCAAAAGGCAACACCAGUUGCGGACGAGACGGUCAAAAAGCAGCUCGAGGAGUUCGGUAAAUCGGUAGCGAAUUUUCAAGCUUACAUCGAAAUGGAGAACAGAAAGAAAGAAGACAAGGAGCGAAGGAAGCGCGAGAAGAUUGAAAGCGCAAGAAGAGAGGAGGCGGAACGGGCAACGAAGGAGGAACUACGUUUGGCGAAAGAGGGACGUGCAGCGAAGAAGCAAAAAAAAAUGAAGAAGCAAGAGGAAGAAAAACUCAAGCUCAAGAAGGCGAUGCGUUUGCACCUGGUGGUAUGUAUGGGAGGGCUACGCGAGGAGAUUAAGGAGGAGAUGAGGCGCAACAUGGAGAUGUUCCAAACUAUUGUUAAAGGAAAGCAACGCGCUGCCUCCCCAACGCAAUCACCAUCAGGAUCGCAAGGAUCUCACACAAGUGGGUGUGCCGCUGGUGGGAUUGAGGAGAUAAGCCAGAGGGCUAAGAACCUAUCGAUCAAUGAGAAGAGGAAACGCAGUCCGGACAGACCAAUUGCCAACAGCCCACCGAUGGAGCAGCCACCGAAGAGGACACCGAGGAAGUCUACGACGAAGCCGGUAAAGCUAGCCAGUAAGCUACAAGCAACAACCGCGAAGAUAACUACGAGAAAAAAGAAGCAGGGAGCUAAGACUGGAUCAGCUGGGAAGGCAAAAUUCAUGGUGGAGAACAUGAGACAGCUCGCGGACUUCCAUGCAGACGACCUCAAAAGAUUAUGCAGGAGGGAGGAGUUGGAAUACGGCAAUAAAAUGCAGGCGGUCAUCAAUGUUGCCGAGAAGAGAGCGGAAGAAGCAUACGAUGAGGAAAUAGCAGAAUCGACUCCGCCGGCAGGAUCAAGAGAUGACACCGCCGAUAGCGCCGAAUCCACAAUCGGGCUGUUGGGUGCAACGGGAAGAAUUAGGUGGUUGAAAAAGUAUAUAGCAGCAUGGGUGAAGUUGUACAAUAAGUACGGACCGGAGUUCAUGGACAAGCAUCGGGGGGUCUACACGCUAUGCUCACCGAGAUGUAGAGCAUCCUACAUCGGGCAGACAAGUCGGGAUGUAAACGUCAGGUGGAAGGAGCACAUAGUGGCAAGCGUACGGGACAAGAGGAAUACUCACCUGUACCGCUGGUGGCGCACGUUCGGCGCCGAAUCCUAUGUUAUGCUUCCGGUGGAUGAAGAAGCAACGCACAACCUGAUCGAUCUGGAACAACUGUACAUAAAAAAGUGGUCGUCAGUGCUCAACGUGAGCGGCGUGAGCAAGAAAUCGCGGAGGAAAAAAAAACAACGGAAAGGGAAGAACGAAAGGCAACGAGCAAGGAGCGGUGAGCCGCUGAGCAAGCACGAAGGUAGCGCAGUGGAAGUAAUCCAGUUUCGAACGUCGGAGGAAAACGAAUGGCACGCCGACGCUCUCAAAGUUCUCGACGAAGCGGAGCAGAGGAAGAUGAGGACAUUACAUCUGUACUCGACAGGAGGCAAUAGUUGGAUCAAAGGAUGGAAGAGAAUGAGGAAGACAUACGGUGCAACUACGGUGGAGGUCGAAGGGCAAGCAAAAAAACUGGCAAAAUGUCGAGUGGAUAUAGAGCACGGGCGUACCAUCCUCAUCAAGCACCUCCGUAAGUGGAGACCGAAGAGUGGGCCGGACAAGGAGGCGCUGACGAGGCUACUACGCAAUCCGAGUAGGAUUCAGGAUCUAGGAGCAGUCAACACAAAUGUUAUGUUCCGCUGGUACAAAGCAGCAAAGGACUUCCAGCAGAAGUCGACGCGUUCCUAUCUACGGCGGAUGUUGUCUCGGGCGAUUAAGGAGAAGACUGGAUGGUGUAUGGGAGCAGACCUAAUAGUGAAGAUUAGGUACAAGGAUCGCGUGAAGUUAGCGGAGGUCAGAAAGGUAGUCAACGACAAGAUUGAGGCGCUCGGACUACUGGAGUGCAUGGCAAAACGUACACGAAGUAAAGUUCGGACGGUCUGGGAGAGGAACCAGUCCGUCGUGGAGAUUUUACACAACCAACGGGCUUACGCCCGAGCAGCUGUGUCUACCUGCACGUGUGCAGGUCUCCCCUAUCCAAGGGUAGGGGAACAUGUACGUUUCCGACUGCAUGAGGUGCCUGGUAUUCACCCAUUGUUGAGCAAUGCAAACAAUGUGCCGAGAGCACAGCAUCCGAGUAGGCGAAGAAUGCUAUGCAAGGAGAUCGAAGAUGCGUUCGGACAGUGGAAGAACAGAGGGGACGUAGACGUGCGCGUUACAGAGCAGGAAGUUGAGAUCUGCAUGACAGGAAAUGGGGAGAGUGGAGGCGACUUCUUGGACAUCGAAGUUGUUAAAGCCGCGAAGAAGAGAUUCGAAGGCUUGGUAUUGACUCCUCUGGACCGGAAUCCAGGGGAGACCUACAUCAUGUGCCCCUACAUCUACUAUGAGGCUAUGAUGGAGAACUUUGUGACAAAUCCAGGUUACGAAAUCGUCAAAGCAGAGGAGGAAGAAAUCAAGCAAGCAGUGCAAGGAGCUUUCAAGGAGGAAGGACUUGCCAAGUUCGCAAGGUACGACAGACAAGGGACCUUUGGUGCGGCUUACCUUCAACCUAAGCACAAGGAUGUGGAGAGAUACAGGCCUAUCUGCCUGUCGUACUCCGACCCAGCCACGCGAAUGGGGAAAUGUGUCGCUAAAGCCUUGAACCACCUGUUGUUUCAGCUUCCUACCACCUAGCACUUUAAUCUGCGAUCCGUCACUGACGUGGUGGAGAGUGUCGGGAAGAUUAACCGGAGAUGCGAAGCUAAGGCAAACCCUGAGGUGGAGUUAGCAGUCAUGUCCUACGAAAUUAAGGACAUGUUCAACAAAUUGUCACACCGAGA
Chara braunii is the source of this 3197-nucleotide messenger RNA. The record is from the annotation of a GenBank genome assembly. Lineage: Eukaryota; Viridiplantae; Streptophyta; Charophyceae; Charales; Characeae.